This is a messenger RNA of Eruca vesicaria subsp. sativa (arugula), 1245 nucleotides long. The record is from the annotation of a GenBank genome assembly. Lineage: Eukaryota; Viridiplantae; Streptophyta; Magnoliopsida; Brassicales; Brassicaceae.
AUGCACUAUCUUCAUCCCCUUUAAAGAGAGAGAGAACCACAUUUGAGUUGAGUUGACUCACCCUUUCGUUUCUUCUCUCCUUUUACUCGGUGCUCUCUUCAUCAUCUUCCUUCUUUAAACAACUCCAAAGAGAGAAGAAAAGAAUACAAGAAAAACCAAACUCUAUCUUUAUUAUAUAGUUUUUGACUUUUUUGAGUGUAAGAUAUGACGGUGGAGCUAAUGAUGAGCAGCAGCUACGGUGCCGGCAGAGUCAAACGAGAAGACGGUGGCUUAUCUGCUGAGAAAGAAGACACAGCCUUAAAAGAAGCUGCUUCUGCUGGUAUCCACGGCGUUGAGGAGCUUCUUAAACUAAUCGGUCAAAGUCAACAGACGGAGGAGAAAAAAACCGAGAUAACGGCUGUGACUGACGUCGCCGUUAACAGUUUCAAAAAAGUGAUAUCUCUCCUCGGUAGAUCUACAACCGGACACGCUAGGUUCAGACGAGGUCCCCUGAGGACAACAACAAAACCAGAAGAAGAAGAAGUUGUGAAGACAGAGAAGAAGCCAACAACAGCAACAGUCGUGUUGAACGGACAGACAACAGAGAAGCACGGUGGAUCUGCGUUUAGAGUUUACUGUCCGACUCCGAUACAUCGACGUCCUCCUCUAUCACACAACCACACUCAGACAAAGAACGGUUCUUCUAUGUCUGCUCCGUUAGGAAGACCAAACCAAGAACCACCUUCUUCGACGAUACACUUCGCACCGUCCCCACCGGUGUCUUCUCAUAGAUGUGAGAGCGAGAGUAACCAUGUGUCGUCAGGAUUCGAGUUCACUAACCCAUCGUCUCAGUUCUCGGGUUCGAGGGGUAAGCCUCCUUUAUCAUCAGCUUCGUUGAAGAGAAAGUGUAGUUCAUCCCCCUCAGGGCGUUGCCAUUGUUCUAAGAAAAGAAAAUCUAGAGUGAAGAGAGAAGUUAGAGUUCCUGCUGUAAGCAGCAAGAUGGCUGAUAUUCCAUCAGAUGAGUAUUCAUGGAGAAAAUACGGUCAAAAACCCAUCAAAGGCUCUCCUCAUCCUCGGUUAGUUUCUAAUUUAGUUUUUUAUUUUAUUUCAUUUGUUGGGAUACUAAAAAGCGUUUUAGACAGUUGUUUUAGACUGUCUCUAGGCGUUAAACUCUAUAAAGUAGAAAGUAGUAAACUCUUCAAAAACGUGAUUAAUCACUUUCUAAACCGUAUAAAAAUUGCUAUACUAUCUUAAUAUAUUGUUGUA